GGAUUUAACUCCGGGAGCUUGGUUAAUGGUGGAAACACGCAUGGGGAGAAAGGUCUAUUCACUCCAUCACAGUGGAUGGAGCUAGAACAACAGGCCUUGAUCUACAAAUACAUCACCGCCAAUGUACCCAUUCCAUCUAAUCUCCUUAUUCCCAUCAGAAAGGCCUUUGAGUCCGCUGGCUUUUCCUCCUCCCCUAGCCUUCUCAGACCCAACACAUUGGGAUGGGGUUCUUUCCACCUGGGAUUCUCAAACAACGCUGAUCCGGAGCCGGGAAGGUGUCGACGGACGGACGGCAAGAAAUGGCGGUGCUCGAGAGACGCUGUCGCAGACCAGAAGUACUGCGAGCGGCACAUAAACAGAGGCCGCCAUCGUUCAAGAAAGCCUGUGGAAGGCCAAACCGGCCAUUCUCUAGCCGGAGCCGCUGUCAGCACCACCACCACUGCCGCCGCC
Morus notabilis is the source of this 450-nucleotide messenger RNA. RefSeq names its product growth-regulating factor 1-like. Gene Ontology annotation, molecular function: ATP binding. Gene Ontology annotation, cellular component: nucleus. The annotation marks the transcript as partial. Gene Ontology annotation, biological process: DNA-templated transcription; regulation of DNA-templated transcription; developmental process. NCBI's taxonomy places the organism in Eukaryota, Viridiplantae, Streptophyta, Magnoliopsida, Rosales, Moraceae. The record is from RefSeq and is a predicted model, not a curated record. The transcript is spliced from 2 exons.